Messenger RNA from Sclerotinia sclerotiorum 1980 UF-70, 672 nucleotides. RefSeq lists its product as hypothetical. Bases 1 to 672 code for a protein of 223 amino acids. Lineage: Eukaryota; Fungi; Ascomycota; Leotiomycetes; Helotiales; Sclerotiniaceae. Gene Ontology annotation, biological process: transmembrane transport. The record is from RefSeq and is a predicted model, not a curated record. Gene Ontology annotation, molecular function: transmembrane transporter activity. The transcript has 3 exons.
AUGGCCGCAGCCUACGCUUUACUCUCGUUAAUCCUUGCCACACUCACGGAAACCAUCAAGUCGACGUACCCGACCAUCUUUUCUAGCGGCUCCAUUGGCUUGACAUUUUUAAAUCUCGCCAUCGGCAAUACAAUCACUUUGAUCUUCUACAGUCUCACUUCCGACCGCUACGUGAUUCAUCAGCGGGAAAAAAAGCGCGAUGCAUUCAAGCCCGAGUCUCGGCUGGUGUAUCUGCUUGGUUCCGCAAUCAUUCUUCCUCUGGGCUUCCUCAUCUACGGAUGGGCAUUGGCGUUUCAUGUUCAAUACAUUGUGCCGCUCAUCGGAACAUGUAUUGCGGGGUUUAGCAUAACGAUUUCUACUAUAACUGUUGAAACAUACGUAGUGGAUAUUUACAAGAUCCAUGGGGCAUCUUCUAUAGCUGCUGGUGUAAUCUUCCGAGCGAUUGCUGGGGCUUUUCUACCACUAAUCGGCCCUCCUCUAUAUCAAAGAAUUGGGUUGGGCUGGGUAGAGAACGAUUUGGAUCGACUGGACGAUAAAUUGAUCGUCAUCUGUAGUAAGACUUAUGGUCUGAGAUUAAAAAAGCCGGUAUCGCUAGUCAGUAAGAAGCGCUUUAUAUUUGGUGUGUGGAGAGCUCAGCCGGAUUGCUUGAAAGAGAAUGGAAGAUCCACAUGA